Molecule: messenger RNA, 2661 nt
Organism: Camellia sinensis
Lineage: Eukaryota; Viridiplantae; Streptophyta; Magnoliopsida; Ericales; Theaceae
Product: scarecrow-like protein 14
Source: RefSeq, a predicted model, not a curated record
CCAAAUCACACAAUCAGAUCGGAUCUAUAUAUAUAUAUAUAUAUAAAUUCUUGGUAAAUCCAUACCAAAUUUUUGUCCUAAUCGUGUCUUGUUUUGAGGUGUUCUGAACCCAUAAAUCAAAAUUCGAUCUUUUUUUCUUGAAAUUCUCGGAUAGGAUGUCCAUGGAAGCACUCAUCCAAAGAUUUACUGGUUCAUUUCUGGACCGAAAUCAUCAUACCUACCCGGAUCUUCCUUUCAAUUUGGUUGAUGGGGACGCAAUUCAUGCGUCCCCUUCCCCGCCGACAUCGGUUGUCAGCUCGGAAGGCGAUGCAGGCGAGGAAGGCGAUUUCUCGGAUGCAACGCUUAAGCUGAUCAGCCAGAUGCUCAUGGAAGAUGGGUUGGAGAACAAACCUUGUAUGUACCAAGACUGCUUGGCUCUCCAAGCUACCGAGAAAUCGUUCUAUGACGUUCUCGGCAAACAGUACCCGCCUCAUCUGAGCUCAGAUGAUAAUUCUCCGAGGACAUGCUCUAGUGACAGUAGCAACAGCUCUGUUUCGGUCAACGAUUUCAUCGAUCAGUCCAGUUGGAUUCGGGAGAAAUUCAAACCCUCUUAUUAUGAUGAGUACACAUUCGAGUCCAUCAUGCAGUCAAUCAGUUCUCCAAAUGGCUCGGGAGACGGGUCAGUUGACUCUCUUCCAUUUCAGAUUUCAUCAGAAGCAAAAUUUGGAGAGUUAGUCCCAACUACAGAUUAUGUGAACUAUAGAUCGGAAAGUACUUGGAAGGUUUUGGAGGGUGCAGAACAGAACCAGGGGGACCAUCCGCCCCACGGGUCGAGGGAAAAGAAAACGCACAAUCGAGAAGACGCCGAUUACACAGACGGUGCUGGCCGGAGUAACAAGCAAUUGGCUAGUUUUGCUGAAGAGGCCGAUGAUCAAUUGUACGAUAAGGUGUUACUCUGUCCUCGCUUGAAUCCUCAUUUGCAUCAAGACGAGCCCUUGCACUUUCUAUGCACCGAGCACGAUGAUGAUGAUGCCUCAUCGAUUGUGGCAGGCAGGAAAUCACCGCAGAAUGGGGUGGCAGCAAAAGGAGCGAACGGAGGAGGAAGGGGGCGAGGCAAAAAACAGGGCAACAAGAAGGAAGUGAUCGAUUUGCGGACUCUGCUAUCUCAGUGUGCACAAGCUGUUGCGAACGCAGACAUCAGGAAUGCUAAUGAACUCCUGAAUCGGAUCAGGCAACAUGCUUCACCAACCGGCGAUGGCACCGAAAGGUUGGCCUAUUACUUCGCCAACGCGCUCGAGGCCCGCUUGGCUGGCACCGGGACAUCAUUGUAUGCCGCUUUUAAGACCAAGAGGAUAUCAGUUGCUGAUAUCUUGAAAGGUUACCAAGUCUUUAUGAAGGCAUGCCCUUUCAACAAGAUGUCCAAUAUGUUUGCCAACAAAUCAAUUGCGGCACUGGUUCAUGCAAAACAGACGCUUCACAUAAUUGAUUUCGGUGUCCUUUAUGGGUUCCAAUGGCCCUGCCUCAUCCAGCAUUUCUCCGUUAGGGAAGGCGGGCCUCCGAAGAAGCUCCGAUUUACUGGAAUUGACUUUCCACAACCGGGUUUUCGGCCAAAAGAAAGGGUCGAGGAAACAGGACGUCGGCUAGCGAUUUACUGCAAGAGAUUUAAUGUCCCAUUUGAGUACACUGCAAUAGCCAAGAAAUGGAGCACUAUCGAACUUGAGGAGCUCAACAUCGAUAGAGACGAAGUACUUGUUGUGAAUUGUUUGUACCGGCUAAGAAACGUACCCGAUGAGACGGUUGUCGAGAGCAGUCCGCGUGAUGCUGUUCUCAACUUGGUGAAGAGGAUCAAUCCGGAUAUGUUCAUCCAUGGAGUUAUCAACGGGACAUACAACGCACCCUUUUUUGUAACCCGAUUUAGGGAGGCACUUUUCCACUUCUCCGCAGGAUUUGAUGUGUUUGAGACCACUUUACCACGCGAAGAUCAGGGUAGGAUGUUGUAUGAGAAGGAGAUCCUUGGAAGGGAUGUUAUGAACGUCAUAGCGUGUGAAGGUACAGAGAGGGUUGAGAGGCCGGAGACAUACAAGCAGUGGCAAGUUAGGAAUACGCGAGCCGGGUUCAGGCAGCUACAGCUGAACAAGGAGCUCGUGACAGAGGUGAAGACUAAGGUGAAGUUGUAUUACAACGAGAAUUUCGUGGUGGAUGAGGACGGUAAGUGGCUGCUGCAAGGAUGGAAGGGUCGAAUCAUGUUUGCUCUGUCUUGUUGGAAACCUGUCAAGGAGCGGUAAAAAAAAAUAAAUUAAAGUGCAAUUCUGGUUAGUGUUUAGAGCCGUUGAAUCAUGGUGCUAUGCUACUAUCCACGAAUUCAGUAAUGUAUAGCUCGUUGGUCUUGUAAUGCCCUUGCACUUCCUGCUACCUGUUUCUUCUAGGAAUGUACUCGAUAUCUAGUGUUUAAUAGAGAUUUGUUUAAUGCCUUUUCUGUGCACCACCGCAGUCUCUGUUUUUUUGGUUUGUUUAUGUUUAUUUGUUUUAGUUUGUAUUCAACAAGGAGGUUGGACCAAAACUCUUGAGUUGAGCGGAGUUGUAUUCUUGAAGAGAGUUUGUUGGUAGGCCUUGCAACUGCUAGCUAGAUUCUGUCUUGUAAGAUUCUUUGAAUAAUUGGAGUUGAUUCAUAAGUUGUGUUGA